Messenger RNA from Plutella xylostella (diamondback moth), 2828 nucleotides. RefSeq lists its product as uncharacterized. NCBI's taxonomy places the organism in Eukaryota, Metazoa, Arthropoda, Insecta, Lepidoptera, Plutellidae. The record is from RefSeq and is a predicted model, not a curated record.
AUGUUAGUGAACGCGUCGCAAAACUUGUCACGUCUUGGCGUGUCCGUCAUGCGCCCCGUGCUAGGUAUUCUGAUAGCGCACAGUGUGCCCCUCAAGGUGUGGAUCAUCGCGAGCGCGUCCUGCUUCGCGGUGUGCGCGGCGCUGGUGCUGGCCACCGUCGUCAUCACCAAGUGGGGCACGACGGAGAGCUUCGGGGAACAUUAUUAUGAGGCGCAGCCUGAACCAGUCUACUCCCACCCACAGCCAGUCUACCACAACCUGGCGAGGAUACAGAAACAAACGACAACCGUCACGCCGACUGAAGCCAAAGUUAUCGAUGACGACGAUGAUAUAGACAUCAAAUCUGAAGAGCUAGCAAUGCCAGAAGACAUACAGUUCCCAAUCUUUGAAAAGCUAUCCAUUUUCAAAAACAUAGUAGCCAAUCGGGAUAAGAAGAAAGCUGAGGUGCCAAAGCUGAAGCCAGAUACUCUUAUCGAUAAACAACAGAUACAUCCGAUGCACGAUAUAUCUUUGCAUCACCCAGAAAGAAAGAUACAAAAGAAAGACCAAGCGAAACACCCAGAAAUGGAGAACGGAGUUCCAGAUUUCAAACCAACUCUACCAGAUAUCUUCAUCAACAAAAACCUACAAAUCAAACUCCCUGAGGAAUUCGGUGCCGGUUUCCGCAAAUAUUCUGAAUACGACAAUGACUAUUUUUACAAUGACGAGAAUCUUUACGACGAUUACAUGCAAAGCAACACUAUGACCAGUUACUUGAUUGAAAAGGUCCAAGAAUUGCAUGAUUGGAUCACGACGGACUCUGAUUUUGAUGCUGCUAGCAGUAAAAAUGUUUCGGCUAAGCAAAAAAAGAGGACCGGUAAUGAAUUUACACAAGUCUUGAGGGCUUUAAACGAGAGUCUCGUUGAAGGGAAUGUGACUAUUGUAAUGAAUAAACUUAAGGAUAUUUACUUUGGGGAGAACUACACGAAUCCGAAUCAUACUAGGAAGGUGAUUUUGAGCAAUAGUACGGAUCUGCUGUCGUUCGGGAUACUCUCACUGGAUGUGAUGCUGCUGCAUAAUAUUCAGCUGAUGGCGUGGGAGAAUCAGGAGACAGCCCGCAACAAGAUGCUGAAAGACCCGGACGUGUUCGCGUUCAACGCGCUGUUCCUGGAGCCGGCGCGGGUGGAGGCGUGGUACAACGAGGUCAUAGGGUACCGGGAGAAGACUGCUAGUAGCCCAAAACGCCAAAUGCUAAGACAAGAAGACGAGUUUGAUAUCGGCAAGAAUUUGCUGGAGAACGUCCUGGAAAUGGGCAUGAGUACCGCGCGCGCUGCCAUACACCUUGGCAGGGCUUACAAGAACACCAAGAUGGUCCUAAACCAGAUUUCCAACCAGAAGAACUUAAACGCCAACAUACAGAGCUUAUCCCGAAACAUUGACGGCAACACUCAUGCGCUCAACCACCUCCAGACUUCAUACAACAAGAACGACAGUUCCCCCAGUGUUGCCAGCCCAGCGGGCGUCUUGUAUACCGAGUUGGACUGUGUUUGGUUGCUGUACUGCAAGAAUUUGGCGGCGACAGCCAAGUUGAAUGCGCCGUACGGUGUUAUGGCUAGGAUAAAUGGGAUGGCGCUGCGGAUGCUGACCGGCGAGCUGUCAGCGGACAAGGCGCUGGACACCAUGCUGUACGAGGCGCUGACGGGCUGGACCGAGCUCCGGUGUCCUGACAUGUUUCCGAGAUGCAGUAAGGUGAACCCAGCGAAGGUAGUCAUGGAAUCUAUUCUUCAGCCUCUGAAGAAAUCUCAACCGUCUAAUAAACCAAGCUAAUAUCCACAAAGUACUUUGAAAAAGACUGCUUUUAAAAACCUACCAAAUGGUAGAAAAAUAUUUUACACUUACAAUACUUGGAUAAAUUUAAAAUAUAGAAUGUCAAACGUAACGUACCGUAACUCACGUAGAUCAAGAAACAAUAAGAAAAUUACGGGCAUUCCAUGAGUGAGGGUAGAGUAAUGGCGUAGGUACUUAUUUAUUACCAGUAAAUGCCAGACAACAUUACAUAGUUGAUUCGCCAGUUCCAUAUUGUUUGUUGAUCUACGUACUUUAUAGUCGGCCCUAAACUUACUACAAGUAGCAAGUGUGGCAUAAGAACAACUUUUUAAUAUUAUAUUUUAUGAGUAGGUAUACCAAUGUUACAUAGUUACUUAGUACAGUAAUUUUACUCAGUUAAAUGUAUACUAAAUGAAUACAUUUACAUAGCGUUAAAGAUGAAACUAAACCUAUUUUGUUACUUUUAAGUUUUAAAAUGUUACAAUAGGUUAGUCUGCUGGUUUCAAUAUCUUAGCCACGAUAAAAUAUCGAAACCGGCCACCGGUCUUUGACAUUGGCUCGUAAUUUAAUGCUUAGUACCUAGAUAGAACUACCAGAUUGUAACCUAUACAAUAAUAUUAUAUGAUGCUAGAAAUUGUGGAGUUACCACCAGCGUACCACCAUUAGCAUUUUAACAUUCCUAAACGGGCGUCGACUGUAGCACUGGAGCGCCUAUAACGGUAGAAAGUUAUUUAACUCUGGCAACUUUUAAAUAAUUUCCCGCGCAAAUAUAGAAAGAACAUGAAUUACAUGAAGAAAAGUGGAGUUACUUAAAAAAGUAGGUAAAUACGAGCCAAUUUGUCAGACACCAAUAUUUUUUAAGUUUGAAAUACUUUAAUGAAUCUGUAGGAUUUGUUAUAGUGAGUACUUAGGUAUACCAAUAAUAAUUAUUAUUUACCAGUGUGAAGAAUUGGUAUUUUUGUAGGUACCUAGACUGAUAAUACUAAUAUAAUUUUCGUAAUAAAAUGAUAUUACUCAAAAUA